CGCCUCGGGAGCGCAGGCCUCAUCCGGGGCCUGCCCGGGGGUCGCAGGGAGGAGAGAGGACCGGCCCCCCCAUGACCAUAGUCUGGGGAUCAAUCCCACCCAUCGAUCCGUCGAUUGAUCGAGAAGCAGAGACCGUCCAUCGAUCCGUCGACCGAUUGAGAAAAAGGAGGUCCAGCCAUGCCGGGGGAGCAGCAGCAGCAGGAAGAGGAGGAGGAGGAAGAGGAGGAAGCCAUGCAGGAAGAGAUGGUGCUGCUGGUAAAGGGGGAGGAAGAGGAGGGAGAGGAGCAGUAUGAAGUGGUGAAACUCAAGAUCCCACUGGAUGGCAAGGAGGUCCCAAGCGCGGCCCCCGAGGCCCCGGCCGACCCGGCCCGGCCCCACGCCUGCCCCGAGUGCGGCCGCGCCUUCGCCCGCCGCUCCACGCUGGCCAAGCACGCCCGGACCCACACCGGGGAGCGGCCCUUCUCCUGCCCCGAGUGCGGGCGCCGCUUCUCCCAGAAGUCGGCCCUGACCAAGCACGGGCGCACCCACACCGGGGAGCGGCCCUACGCCUGCCCCGAGUGCGAGAAGCGCUUCUCGGCGGCCUCGAACCUGCGGCAGCACCGGCGGCGCCACACGGGGGAGAAGCCGUACGCCUGCCCCGAGUGCGGGCGGCGCUUCGCCCAGAGCUCCAACUACGCCCAGCACCUGCGGGUCCACACGGGCGAGAAGCCGUACACCUGCCCGGACUGCGGGCGCGGCUUCGGGGGCAGCUCCUGCCUGGCCCGCCACCGCCGCACGCACACCGGCGAGCGGCCCUACGUCUGCCCCGACUGCGGGACGCGCUUCGCCCAGAGCUCGGCCCUCUCCAAGCACCGGCGGGUGCACACGGGCGAGAAGCCCCACCGCUGCCCCGUCUGCGGGCGCGGCUUCGGCCACCGCUCCAACCUGGCCGAGCACGUGCGCACCCACACCGGGGAGCGGCCCUACCCCUGCCCCGAGUGCGGCCGCCGCUUCCGCCUCAGCUCCCACUUCAUCCGCCACCGCCGGGCCCACCUGCGCCGCCGCCUCUACAUCUGCGAGGGCUGCGGCCGGGGCUUCCGGCUCGCCCCCGGCCUGGCCGCCGCCGCCGCCGGGGCCCCCGAGAGGACCGACCGCUGUCCGGACUGCGAGGGGAGCUGAGGCCGGACCCCGCCGGGACUGCGCCCCGGGAGCGGGCGAGCGAGCGAGGGCGGCCCGGACCCCGGCGCCGCCUCGUCGCCCUUCCCCGGGCCCGUCUCCCCCGUCUCCCGGGGGGCCGGGAGAUGAAACCGCCCGAGGGAGUCGUCGAGCCGGGCCCGUCCCCCCAACCCGGGGCGUCAGCUUCGCCCUCGAAGGAGAAGUACACAGAGGCCCGUGCCCUCGAUGGGGGGGUAGAGAAAGGCCCGCGGUCCGCGUCCCCCUCCUAGAAAAAGGCCCGCGGUCCGCGUCCCCCACGGCAGAAAUCGCCCCCUUCUCCUCCGCCGUUCAAUAAACGAUUCUCCACGGCC
Tachyglossus aculeatus (Australian echidna) is the source of this 1505-nucleotide messenger RNA. RefSeq names its product zinc finger protein 771. The transcript is spliced from 3 exons. NCBI's taxonomy places the organism in Eukaryota, Metazoa, Chordata, Mammalia, Monotremata, Tachyglossidae. Gene Ontology annotation, molecular function: RNA polymerase II cis-regulatory region sequence-specific DNA binding; DNA-binding transcription factor activity, RNA polymerase II-specific. Bases 178 to 1158 code for a protein of 326 amino acids. Gene Ontology annotation, cellular component: nucleus. The record is from RefSeq and is a predicted model, not a curated record. Gene Ontology annotation, biological process: regulation of transcription by RNA polymerase II.